UUUAAGCGCCUUUUCUCAGAAGAGAAAACUGCAAAACUCUUGAGGUGGCAUGCCGAAGGGAGGAAGAAAGAUGGGUUAAUGAGGCAUCCUGCUGAUUCUCCACAAUGGAGGAACAUUGAUCGAAAGUACAAGGUCUUUAGGGAAGAAGUUCGGAAUCUCAGGCUUGGUCUUUGCACGGAUGGAAUGAACCCAUUUGGAACACUUAGUACCCAAUAUAGCACUUGGCCGGUUCUUCUCACCAUAUACAAUUUGCCUCCUUGGUUAUGCAUGAAGCGUAGAUACGUCAUGUUGUCGCUCUUAAUCUCUGGGCCUAAACAACCCGGAAAUGACAUAGAUGUGUAUCUAGAGCCACUCAUUGAAGAUUUGAAAUUGUUGUGGGAUGAAGGGGUGUUGAUGUUUGAUGCAUACACCAAAACCAAUUUCACUUUACGUGCCAUGAUUUUUUGUACGAUAAAUGAUUUCCCGGCUUAUGGAAAUUUGUCAGGGUAUUCUGUAAAGGGAAAGAAGGCAUGUCCAGUUUGUCAUGAUGAUUUGGUCUCGAGGCGCCUAAAAUUUUGUGGGAAAGAUGUGUACAUGGAUUACCGGAUGUAUCUUCCUGAAGAUCACCCAUUUCGAAAAGAGAAGGAAGCUUUUAAUGGAGAAUUGGAGAUGAGAGAAGCUCCUGCCCCCUUAUGUGCGUGUGAGGUUUAUGAACGGGUUAAAGACAUUGAGACAGAGUUUGGUAAGCCUUAUAAAGGUCAGCAAAGUGGUGGUUACAAGAAGAGGUCUAUCUUUUGGGAUCUCCCAUAUUGGAGAGAUUUGGAAGUUAGGCAUUGUUUGGAUGUAAUGCAUAUUGAGAAAAAUGUUUGUGAUGCCAUUGUUGGGACAUUGUUGAAUAUGCAAGGGAAAACGAAGGAUGGGCCUAAAGUUAGACAAGAUAUGGCUGCUAUGGGUCGCUCCGAGUUGGCACCUCAAGAAAGGGGAAAACGCUGGUACCUUCCCCAGCUUGUUUCACCUUGUCUAAAAAGGAGAAAGUUAGCUUUUGUGAGUCUUUGCAUGGCUUAAAGGUCCCUGCCGGUUACUCUUCAAAUUUUCGUAGACUUGUGUCCAUGUCUGACUUGAAAUUAGUUGGAAUUAAAUCUCAUGAUUGUCACGUGUUGAUGCAACAAUUGCUGCCGGUUGCAAUUCGAGGGAUAUUGCCGCCACAAGUGAGGUAUACCAUUACAAGAUUGUGUUUCUUUUUCAACACAAUUUGUAGCAAGGUGAUCAAUCCAACAAUACUGGAUGAUUUGCAGGCUGAUGUACUUGAGACCAUGUGUCGGUUUGAAAAGUAUUUUCCGCCAUCAUUCUUUGACAUGAUGCCUCAUUUGAUUAUUCAUCUUGUUCGUGAAAUUAAGCUUUGUGGGCCAGUUUGUAUGAGGUACAUGUAUCAAAAGCGUCCAACACUAAAUCAAAAACCUAUUUCCUUGAAAAUUAUAAAGUGCAAAAUUUGAGUGGUAAGUGUAAUGUGAUGAAAACUAUGAUGUUGGGAUUAAAAGAAGGGGAGCACGUUAAGGUACAUUGCACUAAAAGGACAUUCAAUAUGGAAAAGGACUUUGAAAUUAGUGUCACCGUUGAAGACACCGAUCAACUUCUCUCGGGAGCAUGGCUCAAUAUAUCAAUAAUACAAGUUUUUGUUACGGCUUUGAGUGAGUUGUGUUUUCACGAUGAUUGUCACCCCAAUAGUAUUGGAUUCAUGUGCCCGGAGAUGAUCUCGACCACCAUGUUAAAGUCCGAUGCAGAUCGAAUUCUAUUGUACAUGACGAGGUCCAUGAGUGCACUUAGUUCUAAGACAUUCAUCUUAUGUCCAUACUACGAAAAGAGUCACUGGAUGCUUUUAGUUCUUUGCUUGUCUAAACGUGAGGUCUACAUAUUUGAUUCUCAACAGAAGAAGAGAAAUUUGAUGAUUAAGGAGCCACUAAACAAUGCUUUUCGGAGUUACAAGAGACUAGGUGGACAAUCUAAGGGAACUAAAUUAACAUGGAUUCCAGCACAGUGUGCUCAACAACCGGGAUCACUAGAUUGUGGCUACUACGUCAUGCGUUUUAUGUACGACAUAAUAAUGAAUCAUGGUAAUAGUCAAGAUCUUACUAAGGAUUUUUCAAGAACAUUGCCCUAUUCACCGGAGGAGAUUAAUGAGGUGAACGAUUUUUGGGCAGAUUACUUCAUGAACAAUGUCGAAUUUUUAGCUUAAUUUGUAAUAUGAACUUGAUCUCUAGCUAGCUACGUACCUUUGUUGUAAUAAUUUUAUGUUUGUUGUAACAUGUUGGUUGAUCGAUCUAUGACGAAUUUAAUUGCCUUUUAUUGGGAACGUUAAUUACGUUGUAAACUUUAGUGACAGGUAUUAAUUAUAAAUGUAUUCCCGGUAUUGGGAAUGAAGCGUCUAAUUUCAAAGACGAUCAUG
Spinacia oleracea (spinach) is the source of this 2422-nucleotide messenger RNA. RefSeq lists its product as uncharacterized. Gene Ontology annotation, biological process: proteolysis. Bases 1490 to 2212 code for a protein of 240 amino acids. Lineage: Eukaryota; Viridiplantae; Streptophyta; Magnoliopsida; Caryophyllales; Amaranthaceae. The record is from RefSeq and is a predicted model, not a curated record. The transcript is spliced from 6 exons. Gene Ontology annotation, molecular function: cysteine-type peptidase activity.